Molecule: messenger RNA, 3928 nt
Organism: Geodia barretti
Lineage: Eukaryota; Metazoa; Porifera; Demospongiae; Tetractinellida; Geodiidae
Source: the annotation of a GenBank genome assembly
GACGACCAAUGGAGUAAUUGCGGUUGCCUUAGUGAUAAAAGAGGGGGCCGUUAAGUCGGCAGACGGCAGGAGACACACAAGUUACUACUCCAGUAAAAGACUCCAUCCAGACUCCGGGAGUUGCCGUGGGAACCGAAUCUCCAGCUCUGGGUCGCCCGGCAACCCCCACUCAUAUCAAUCGUUGCUGCUGGCGGGCGGAGCAAACUUGAAGGGGUGGGGCGGCAUUAUUUGGAAUUCCGACUCGGAAAAAUAGCUUCUUAGGGCCUGGAGGGUGGAGAGAGACGGAGUGGAGAAGACAGGAUAAGGAGGUUGUUAUUAAAAUGGUUUUGAAUAUCCCACACAGCGACCACAAAAGAAUCAACAAUGAAAUCCACCUUGAAAAUCACAUUUUUCGGUCUGGCGUUCCUGAGCGUCCCCAUUAUCCUGUACCAACUGUAUUCGCAGACAGGUAGUGCAGUGGGCGGAACUCUAACUGAAACCGACAGCAACCAAGGCUCCUCGGUUGCUGUACCAUUAGAAAACAAUGUACCUAGGUCACAGCCGACUAUCCCCACUAGUGUGGGAGGUGGCGGGACUCUUAGAAUAGCUUCUGAAACCAAGCCGACGUUGAGUGAAGGAACUGCAACACCACCAAAGUCAGAGCCCACACUACCCAAUAUUGUGUACCUGUUGGCGGAUGACUUGGGUUACGGUGAUGUCGCUUACAAUGGGGGCGUGGCACAGACGCCAAACUUGGACGAGAUGGCUUCUAGUCUGCACAGCAUCCAGUUCAAUAGGUUUUAUUCAGGUGGACCCGUGUGCUCACCGACACGCGGGACACUACUGACCGGUAGGAACCACAACCGCUACUGCAUAUGGCAUGCCGAUAUAGGUGUCCCCCGUAGCGACUUGACCUGUCCUUCGCUUAUGCCACUCCCGCCCUCCGAACUUACUGUGGCAGAGAUCUUGAGCGAGGUAGGCUACCACACUGCCAUAUACGGGAAGUGGCACGUUGGGGACUUGAGGAAAGUGCCUGGCGGAAACAAAAAGUGGCCCGUCUCAAAUCCCACUAUGCACGGAUUCCGAGAGUGGUUAGUAACGGAGAGACACACGUCGAAUAUCUUACCAAACUGCAGAUGCUCGCAUAAUGACUAUUCCUGCAAACUUAAUGGCCGUAAGUACAACGUGGUCUUUUGUCGCGACUACUGGUACGAGAAUCCUUUGACGGGUCAACUUGAAAAAUCCCGGAGACAGGUUUUCGAAGACUCUCACUACAUCGUCGAUCGAUUUGAGGAGUUUCUCAAGAACAGAAACAAAUCGCGUCCGUUUUACUCACAGCUCUCUUUUCACUCGGUCCACAGUCAAUAUCUAGCAACGCCAUACUGGUAUAACAUAUAUUUGAAGAAGUACAACGCAGACAGGUCUCACUACUUGGGGGCGACAUCGGCACUCGACGAAGCCGUCGGUCGAGUAAGAAUUCUGCUCAAAAAGUACGGGAUUGCCGAAAACACACUCUUGUGGUUCUCUAGCGACAAUGGACCCCAGAAGAACGAGCCUGGAUCAGCGGGUAAGCUACGGGGUCGAAAAGGGGAUGUAUUGGAAGGUGGGAUAAGGGUACCGGGCAUCAUUGAGUGGCCAGCGAUCAUUCACGGGAACAGAAAAACUUCGGUUCCUGUGGUGACGACCGAUUUUCUGCCAACUGUUGCCGAAAUCGUUGGGUACAAACUCCCUCGCAAUCUCCUCUUAGACGGCAUUUCGAUUCUGCCCAUCUUGAAUGACGUUGCCGGGGAUCGCCCUCGCGGGAACAACAUCAAAUAUGCAUUUUACCUGAAGAGAGGGAAACUCGACGUCAAUUUUAGAGCUGCCGUAGUGGGGUGAUCGCUACAAAUUUUAUGCACAGUUUGACAAGGGGAAAAUGUUAGAACACUACCUCUAUGAUCUGGAUAAUGACAUUGGAGAGUCAAAGAACGUUUCUGAGCACAACGUCGAGUUGACGCUAGCAAUGAAAGUGGAAUUGGAGGAGUUUCUAAAGUCGGUCACGAAAAGUGCGACUGAGAUUGGGUGUUUGGAGACACAUGACCGGAGGGAUGUUAAAUGUUAAUGUUGUGUCUGUAAUUAUUAUUAUAAUAUCCCCACUCAGUCUUCCUUACCCGGCCCCCUCCAUUCUUUCUCUCUCUCUUACACACUCACUUUUCCAUUUUACUGACCCUCCAUCUCAUUCUCUAUUGCCGAUGAAGAAACAUGAUGUGAGCACUAGUACUAAUUUAUGCGCAAAUCGAUGUCGCUCCGUUGAUAUGGAAACCGAGCCUAAUAAACAACACGUGCUGCAAGAAAGGGGGGCGUGUCGGGUCUUCUGGAGAGGAAGGGGUAUAUAGACGACGCCUCGCUCUCCGCAUGGACCGCUAGUUACAUAGCAGGCUACAAGAUGAUACCCAUCUACUCUACCAGCAAGUUGGCUCGCGUCACACUCGCUGGAAUAGCAGUCUUCUUCAUCGUUUUCACCGCCUCCCUCCUUCCCGCCGUUCUCGUCACACCGACGGUCAGAUACGAGGAGGUGUCCAGCUUCCAUUCGCUCUUGAUUUCCAACUCGUCGGCGAAUUUCUACAGCGCUACCUUCAUCCGGACGUCGUUGUUGUCCCUUGCUUUCGCGGACUACAAUCGUGCCCAAGGUAUCAGCGAUGUCGUCAAAACCAGAAAUACUACAGGUGUAGCGGCCGGCAACUCAUCCAACUCCACUCUUCUUGUCGACGCGCAAGGAGCUUCUGAGCGAGACGACACCGUUUCUUCUUCACUUACAAGUACCCAGUCCGCCCUCUAUCACAAGGAGGAACCGGCCGUUUGCGUUAGCAGCGUCAAGAACCACCCGAGAUGUGGAAAAUGGUGGGAAAAAUAACAGCCAUUCUGGCCGUAAUCUCCUGGGAUUGGAAGGAACACCCAAUGCCACCAGAACUUCCACAACAGCAUUAACAAACACUUCCACAACAGCAGUAACAAAUGCUAGUGAAAUCCCACCAAGGCAUCGUGUUACACACCCCAAGUCCCGCGGCUUCAUUCUGGCGACAGAGUACCAGCAGCAGUUACUGGGUGGGUUCAAGGGGUUUUACCACCUCUCCAAAAUUGCAUCGGCCCUCAAUCUGUCCAUCGUUGAACCGUUUGUCUCAAGGACAUCCUUGACCGGAGUUCCUUCCCUGAAAGAAGGUCUGGACCAGUGUUUUAAACUGAGCCACUUUUACGAUCUCUACGGUCUGAGAGACGCCUUUCUCCAAUGCUCCGACGUUAAACUGGAGACUUUCGAGAAUUUCUUCACGAAAUCCUCCCACCGUAUUGUCAUGGUCGAUUUUCUUAAAUCUCUGGAUUUCUACCGCAAAGUAUUUCCUCCAAAUGGCAUGAACAUGAAGACCAUAGAGUUAAAGUCAGAUACAAAAGGCACAUUGGUGAGUCUAGCGCUGCUCAACCAAUACGCAGCACACAUGUUUCAAAAGCGUUGUAAGAAGAUCAGAUGCUCAAAGACGAAGUAUUUGUUUAAAAAAUCUCGUGUGAUAUUGAUUGACGCGAGACCGCUCCACCCCUUGUCGUGGGAACUAGUGAGGACCACUUUGGAAUCGGUGAUAAAUGAAGAGGUGAAUAAGUAUGGCUCUGUGACACUAGUUCUGCCCUCAUGGCGAGACAUCCAACCGCCUGGCAUGAUCUCUUCUUUCUUCUACUCCAUGCCUGACUUCCCAUGGGAUAAUUGCCAAGAUGUGGUUCUUAUACCUCACAGUAAAACCGUCAUGGCAGCUGCAGAUAAGUUUGUAGCAGACAAAAUGAAACCACAUCCCGUGGUUGGAGUUCACAUCCGUGCCGAGAGGCUCCUAAUUGAUUACAAAGGGGAUGUCACUCACUUUAUGGGCUGUCUGAAACAACUCAAAAACUUACUGGGAAACGGAACUAUUCCCAGCGUUCGUAAGGA